GCUGAGGACACGACAGAGGAGAGAAAAGGGGACGCUCACCGUCGGGAAGGGCAAACAUUCACACUGAGGAUAACGCGUCAUCUGAGCCGGCAGGCUGAAGGCACAGCCAGUGGCACUGCAGAGGCACAACAGCACAGUGGGAUAAAGCUUCACUGCAAGAGGUAGAGGAACAUGCGAUCCCGCAGCAACAGCCUGGAGGACGCAACCAAGGCCAAGCUGGCGCAGCAGCAGGCAGACACACGCAAGCGAUCUGCAGAGCGAGAGGAGCCCUCAGGAAGGGCUGAGCGACGCAGUCGACACCGGGAGCCGCCGGACGACACCGGCACUAUUCAGCGGAAUGACAAGACAGCCAAGAACAGCGCCUGUGCUGGUGGGAGUGGCAGUGCCAGCGCCAGCGGUGCUGCAAAGGGGGGUCGGAGGGAGAAGGGCAGGGAUCUUUCCCGAGAUGACCUCGUCUUUCUACUGAGCUUGCUUGAGGGAGAGCUCCAGGCCAGAGAUGAGGUGAUCACAGUGCUGAAAGCAGAGAAAAUCGACUUGGCCUUGCUGGAGGCCAAAUAUGGCUUUGUCACACCACAGAAAGUCCUGCAGGCCCUGCAGAGGGACGCCAUCCAGGGCAAGGCCAACGUUUUCCAGGAGGACAUCUAUGAGAAGCCCAUGGAAGAGCUGGACAAGUUAGUGGAGAAGCAGAGGGAGACGCACCGGCGGAUGCUGGAGCAGCUUUUGAUGGUGGAGCAGUCGCACAAACAGGCCCUGUACAAGCUGGAGGACGAGAAGAGGAACCACGGAGAGUUCAUGAAGAAGAGCGACGAGUUCACCAACCUGCUGGAGCAGGAGCGCGAGAGGUUGAAGCUGUUAAUUGAUCAGGAAAAGGCCUACCAAGAAAGAAAGGACGAAGAGAACAAUAAAAAGGUCACAAGUCUGAAGGAGGAGCUAACAAAACUCAAGUCAUUUGCGUUGAUGGUUGUGGAUGAACAGCAGCGUCUCACUGAGCAGCUGAAUCAACAAACAGCUAAGGUCCAAGAACUGAGUGCCAGUGCUUCACAAGCCCAGGAGGAGCUGAGCUCAGCUAAUGCCCGUCUGCAGGAAGAGGAGCAAAAGGUCUUUCGCUUGGAGGCUGAGCUGCGUGGCCAAACUGGUCGAUACCAUCAGGAACAAGAGGCCAUGACUGCCAAACUGACCAGCGAGGAUGCCCAAAACAGGCAGCUGCGCCAGAAACUCUCAACUCUCAGCAGGCAGCUUGAUGAGCUGGAGGAGACCAACAAGACCCUGCGCAGAGCUGAGGAGGAACUGCUGGAGCUGAGGGACAAAAUUAGCCGUGGUGAGUGUGGAAACUCUAGCCUCAUGUCUGAGCUUGAAGAGUUACGGAAAAGGGUACUUGAAAUGGAGGGAAAGGAUGAAGAGUUGAUCAGAAUGGAGGACCACUGCAGGGACCUCAACAAGAAACUGGAGAAAGAGGCCACUCAAAGCCGGAGCCUGAAGGCUGAAGUUGAUAAACUGAACCACAGAAUUAUGGACUUGGAGAAAUUAGAGGACGCAUUCAGCAAGAGCAAACAAGAAUGCAGUUCACUCAAAAGUAACCUGGAGAAGGAGAGGACGGUGUCAAAGGUUCUGACCAGUGAGCUGGAAGUCUUGAAAGUCAGGGUCAAAGAACUGGAGGCUGCUGAAAGCCAACUGGGAAAGACCGAGUUGACACUGAAGGAAGAUCUAACCAAGUUAAAGACUCUGACAGUCAUGCUGGUGGAUGAGAGGAAGGCAAUGGCAGAGAAGCUAAAGCAAAUGGAAAACAAGGUCCAGAACAGCACUGGCAAACUUCAGGCUGAACAAGACAAAGUUACAUCAGUCACAGAGAAGCUAAUUGAGGAGAGCAAGAAAGCACUGAGGUCAAAGGCUGAACUGGAGGAGAAAAUGUGCAGCGCUACAAAGGAAAGGGAUGACUUGAAGGCCAAGUUGGGGGCUGAGGAGGAAAGGAGCAAUGAUUUGGAGUCUAAGAUCAAUAUGAUGAAGAAAAGGUUGCAAUCGCUAGAGAUCAUAGAAAGAGAAUAUCUGAGAAACAAAGCUAAAGAGGAGCACAUCAAAACACCCAUUGCUAACCGCUUCCAGCAAGAAGACAACAAAGUAAAGGAUUUGACGCAGGAGGUUGAACGCCUCAGACGCAAAUUAAAGGACAUGAAGGUGGUAGAAGGUGACCUCUUAAAAACAGAGGAGUUUGAAUCACUGGAGAAAAAAUUCACCAAUGAACAAGAGAAAGCAAAAGUCUUGAUGGAGGAGUUGGAAAUAUCCAGAAAUGAACUUUCAAAGUACCAACUGGCAGAAAAGAAAGAGUGCAACCAAGAGCAUGUUCUUUAUAAACGCUUGAAGGAUGAGGAGGCAAAGUCUAGUCAUUUGACCAGAGAGGUAGCAGCUCUGAAAGAGAAGAUCCAUGAAUAUAUGGGAACAGAGGAGUCCAUUUGCCGCAUGAAAACUGACCACUCUACACUGCAAAGAAAACUGACCCAGCAGGAGGUCAGAAACAAAGAACUGGCCAGAGAAAUGGAGACACUCACGAGAGAGCUUGAGAGAUACAGACGCUUUAGCAAAAGUCUUCGCCCUGGCAUGAAUGGAAGACGCUUUUCAGACCUUCAUGUUUCCACCAAGGAAGUUCAGACGGAGCCACUUGACCUCAUGUCUCCCAACUGUAAGACAAUGGCACCACUGGAAUGUGCUGUAAUGAACGGGAAGCUGUACGACGAGAGCGAACCUGAAGAUAAUGCAAAUUACAGCAAUGAGCUUCAGCUAACCAAAUGCAGCCCCUCACUUAUCAAUAACGUAAAUAAUCUAAACAACAACUUGAGAAGAGCGCGAGUCCCGUUCCUUAAAAACAAAGACACCCCCCAUCAGUUGAACGGUAAAGUGCAACCACGGCAGAAUGGCAACCACGUUCAGCCUGGAGAUGUUGUGUUGACCCACAGUCCUGGGCAGCCUCUGCACAUUAAAGUGACUCCUGACCACGGACAUAACACAGCAAUGCUAGAGAUCACCAGCCCGACCACAGAAAACACCCAGUCAUUCACCAGCACUGCCGUCAUACCCACAAGUGGAGGUCCACCCAAACAGAGAAUUACCAUCAUCCAAAAUGCUUCCAUAUCCCCUAGCGCAAAAUCCAUUUCCCCAACAACAAAAUUCAAAGGUUCCCCAAUGACUGACGAACCGUGUUCACCAGAUAGGGCCCUAUCACCUUUCACUGUGGCUACAUACUCAAGAGCAAUGACUCCAGACUCUUGUGGCUCUGUAACACCAGACAGAGCCAUGUCACCUAUACAAAUUGUGUCGGUCACAACAGGUACCCCUGACAGAUCCCUCUCCACAGAGCCAGUAGAGGUUGUUGGAGGGCACGCUGUCUUCCGUGUGACCCCGGAAAGGCAAACCAACUGGCAGGUCCAGAGGUCUAACAGCUCUGGGCCAAAUGUCAUCACUACAGAGGACAACAAAAUCCACAUUCACUUAGGGAGCCCCUUCAUUCAGAGUAUCAGCACUCCGUCGCAAACACUGAGUCCAUGCCACACGCCUGGACUCCAGGAGCAAAGGACUCAGGUGCUUGCAAACUGCAGUACUCCUACUGCCAAAGGCAACAGCAAAAUCACAAGUAGCAUCAUGAUUAAGCCCACCUCCACCCCAAUCCAAAGGCCAUCACAAAUUACAAUCCCUCUAGAAGCAUUGCGACGACCAGGACCGACAAGAAUCCCCAAACCGAAGGGCUACAGCUCCCAGAAAGGGACAAACAGCACGGCAGCAAAUGUGGGACUGCAGAACAAGAGUCAGCCGCCACAGACUCAUCUAGCCACUGGGAAGGAGCAGCCUGCAGCACACAACAACAACAACAACAACCCACGUCUAGUGAACCGCAGACUGUGAUUUCAGCGAUAGGUCAGCUCACAGUACAUUUCACCUACACUAAACACAUUCUCAUAGUUACUUCAGAUAUUAAACAGAAUGUCUAAAAAUCUAAAAUAAAAACUAUCUGCAAAAGAAAAACAGUAAAAAGAAAGAAUAAAAAGAAUAAAAUUCAAACUGUACUGCUUUAUUUUUUGAUCUUUUAAGAAAAAACUGGUCCACUAUUACCUAAUGUUCAUCUGUGAUGCUCUGAAGACUGCAUAAUGCAACAGAUUUUUGUGUCAAUAUCAUAUUCUAUGUGUACACACUGUAUUAGUUGUAAAAUAAACAUUUUAGAAAGUAGUUCCAAUGUUCAUUUCAUAUUUACUGUCAUAGAUUUGUGUGAAAAUGUCACUGUGAUCCUAAUAAAUGAAACUGAAGAGUAAUACUAGUACAUUAAGUGUGUUAUAUGUUGUUGAAUACAAAUUAAUGUUUCUUUGUAUUGUCAACAUUUGUAUUUCUCUUUAAUUACCAUCUUUAUUAUCUGUUGAGACAUACAGAUAAUGACAGCCAUUUAUCCUUUUCUAGGAAUGGAACACAUGGAUAUUUUUUAAAUAAGUGGCAAUAAUGUACAUAAGUGUAUAAGUGAUGUGUUGUAAUGCAGCUCCUUGAUAGUGAUAAUCUCUCAAAUGUGACAUUUGUGUUAUUUUGGUUAUCAAUAAAGACUUUUUAUACCUGGAACAAGA
This is a messenger RNA of Siniperca chuatsi (mandarin fish), 4595 nucleotides long. RefSeq names its product filamin A interacting protein 1-like (gene filip1l). Bases 172 to 3891 code for a protein of 1239 amino acids. The transcript has 6 exons. NCBI's taxonomy places the organism in Eukaryota, Metazoa, Chordata, Actinopteri, Centrarchiformes, Sinipercidae. The record is from RefSeq and is a predicted model, not a curated record.